GGAAAGCCCUAGCCUUUUUCUUUUAAUACAUGCUCUCGCCCCUCUUGUUCAGCCCCGCUAACUGACAGACAAGCAUUGGGAACUCCAUUCCUGUAUCAAAUACAAGUAAUUUAUUCGAUCAUUAUCAAUGACCGACAAUAAGAACCCAGUGUAUUCCAUUCCUGCGAGAUAUCCAGAUGGGUUGUAAUCAAGGACACUUUUCAAUACGACAGUACCGUAAGACGGCAGUCCAAACUAGCUUCACCUGGUAAAAACAGCUGCAGUGCCACCAACCAUGGAACAACAAUACCGUAUUAUAUCACUUCUACCAACAACUCGAAGUCACCGACACCAUCCGAACAUACUACAGUAGACACAAAAAACUAAUGGCGCAAUGCGACGCCUCAUCAAACACCUAAUCCAGCGCAUCUGGAGAAGACCCGCCACACUCGCUUUCUUCUUCACCACGGUCUUCCUCGUCGCGCCCCUGUUCCUCUACCAUCUCCUGGCCUACCCCCUCGCCAACGACCCCCGUCUCGUCCCCAGCGUAUUCCGCACGGCCAAGAACAUCCUCCUGGUCACCGCGCAUCCAGACGACGAGACCCUCUUCUUCAGCCCGAGUAUUCUCUAUCACAGCGACGAUGCGACCGUAACGCGGGCUAUAUUGGUGCUUUCAUCUGGCAACUAUGACGGCAUCGGCAACACCCGCCACAGCGAGCUGCAGCACAGCUGUGCCGAACUCGGGAUUACGCCCGAGCGAUGCCUGAACCUAGAUCACUACGAGCUCCAGGAUAAUCCCCGGAAAUGGUGGCGGGAGGAUCUCAUCGAGGAGCUUGUGGGGCAGUACGUCCAGAAAUGGAACAUUGAUUUGAUCAUCACGUUCGAUAGCGGGGGUGUAUCUGGACAUGUUAAUCAUCGCGCGGUUAGUGCGGGUGUUAGCAAAUAUAUAUCCAAAAACACACAGAGUCCACCGGCGUAUACACUGCAGACCAGAUUCCUGCUGCGGAAGUACGCCGGUCUAGCGGAUUUGAUUCCGACGUCCAUGUCCUUCUCAGGCCGCAUUCUGCGGGCGCUUGUAUCUGCGCCACCGGAGUAUGAUGGGGUCAAAGUCAACAAUGAGAAGAGCCAUACGAUGCAGGAUCCCUACGGGGAUAGGGCGCUGUUGGUGAGUGACUGGCGGAGGUAUUUCCAGGCGCGGAGGGCGUUUAGUCAACACGGGAGUCAGUAUUCGUUUGAUCGGGUGUUUUACCUAUUGAUCAGUCGGUAUAUGUGGGUGAAUGAUUUGAGGAGGGUGGUCUGAAUGAGUAGAAUAGGAAAUGGGAUGGGGUAUAGGAUACUAGCAUUCUUAGGGUUGAGUGGAGUAUAACUGUAUGAGUGUGCUAUGCGGAUUACCAAAGUUCAUAUGUGGAUACUGUAUGUACAUCACUCGUUGC
Molecule: messenger RNA, 1412 nt
Organism: Aspergillus pseudonomiae
Lineage: Eukaryota; Fungi; Ascomycota; Eurotiomycetes; Eurotiales; Aspergillaceae
Product: PIG-L family deacetylase
Exons: 4
Coding region: 374-1279 (301 amino acids)
Biological process (GO): GPI anchor biosynthetic process
Cellular component (GO): endoplasmic reticulum
Molecular function (GO): N-acetylglucosaminylphosphatidylinositol deacetylase activity
Source: RefSeq, a predicted model, not a curated record